Molecule: messenger RNA, 714 nt
Organism: Phytophthora sojae
Lineage: Eukaryota; Oomycota; Peronosporomycetes; Peronosporales; Peronosporaceae
Exons: 3
Coding region: 1-714 (237 amino acids)
Source: RefSeq, a predicted model, not a curated record
AUGGCGGCGGAGCGAGAGCCUCAGGACUACCAGUACGCGAGCGAGUCGCUGGACCAGUUCGCCACGUACGAGGACUACUUGGACUCGCAAUUGAGCGAGACCGACCUGUUCUACCUCGAGGAUGAAGAACUCGCUCGUCAGCUGGUAGAACUGGGCUAUCGUGGAAGUGGCGAGACACUUCGGCGGGACGACUUUGAAGCGCGGAAGCGAGCUGAACGAGAGCGCAAUGCACAGAAGACGAGUGCUCCAAAGCCACUUGCAAGUGCGGGGAAAGACCUCUCGCAGUGCCCGUUCUUGGCAGCUUUGGCGAGCCGAGAAGAUCUCGUGCGCAACGGGAAGCUGACGUGUAUUAUCUUCAUUCGAGACAAGAACGUGAAGGGGCAGGAGAUUAGCGGGUACAUUGACUACGCGCUGCGUCUAAAGAACGAGCCGUUUGAACCGUACUUUGAGCGCAAGAAGAAGCUGCUCCCGAAGUCGUCGGACCUGAGCUACUACAACUGGGAGACGCAGACAUCCACUUCGAACUCGACACCGAACUUCCAGGUGAUCGCUGAUAGCGAGACGGGUCUUCUAUUCAAGAACAAACGCGAUAGGAAGGUAGUGAACGUCGACCCAAAGGCAAACCCUGGUGACAACUCGACACGAACUGAGAUCAAAACGAAGGAAUACUUGCAAGUUGUGAUCUACGAUCACAUGACUCGCCGCAAGACCUAG